UGCUGACAUAGGGACGUAACGUUCGUACGCACUCCUGUGUUAAUAUUAUUACGCGAAAUUAACAUUUUUCUGCCCAAAAACUAAUAUUCUUAGUGGUAUUUAUAGUAUAGAGUGUGUUUUGUUUUGUGGCGAUUGUGUAUUCAAGUUUGUGAAUGUUGAUUGGUUUGGAAUUUGAUUCAUCGCAGUACACAGCGAUCGUAUCGUCCACAUAGAAGUGCUACAUUAUGCAUGCAUCUAAUAAAUUACUUUUAUUAUACUGGAUAAAGUCUGGCCAUAAAAACUGUAAGCCGUAACUGUCACAUUACGUUUAGUGUGGCAACUUUUGUUUCGUGCGACAAAGUGCCGCGUCUGUGAUGUUGCCAGCUAAGGCCGUAAAAGGCGGCAUUGCCGAAAAUUCGUGGAGAUAUGAUGAUGCUCCGUAAAACUGAGUUAUUUGGUCCCAACAAAAUGUUACUGACGGCAUAUGCUGCUUUGCUUCUGUGGAGGUUCGACUGCUUGGUCGAGAGCACAAAAGUUGUAAAAAGCAGUAUGCGGUAUCAGACAACAUUGCCGCCUAGCAGGGUGGGUCCCACCGCGUCCCUUCGCGACGUGGAGCCCAACUUCACUGGACCUAUAGAAAACGUUACUGUCCCCCUUGGAAGGGCGGCUGUGCUCACGUGCUCAGUGUCCGAUCUAGGGGAUUAUAAGGUGGCAUGGAUUCGUGCAGAUGACCAGACUAUCCUCACCCUGCACACUCGUCUAGUCACCCACAGUUCACGGUAUGCUGUCACCAACGACUCUCCAAACUCCUGGCAGCUCCACAUCAGACCUUUAAAGGUAGAAGACAGAGGAUGUUACAUGUGUCAAAUAAAUACAAGCACAAUGAAGAAACAAAUAGGCUGUGUCGAUGUAUUAGUGCCUCCAAAUAUCCUUGAUGCGGGUACGAGCGGCGACGUAAUCGCACAAGAAGGCGAGGACGUUAGCUUGUCAUGUCGAGCUGAUGGUCGGCCACUUCCCCGUAUACUUUGGCGGAGAGAAGAUGGCACGAAUAUUCAACUAAGAAAUGAUAACGGGGAAUUGCAUAAAGUUGACAUGUUUAUGAGUCCGAAUUUGAACCUCACCCGGGUGGAACGAAGGCAGAUGGGUGCGUACCUGUGUAUCGCCUCCAACGAUGUGCCUCCAGCAAUUAGCAAGAGAAUUAUGCUGAGUGUUAAUUUUGCGCCUUCGACAUUAGUGGCAACGAAGGUAAUAGGAGUGCCAACAAGUUCCACAGCAAAACUGGAGUGUCUGGUUGAAGCAUACCCUCAGGCUAUCAAUUACUGGCUCAAGAGCGGCGAAGAGAUGAUACUCUCAGAUGAAAUGCAUGAGAUAUCUGAGAUACGGACGUCCGCGUAUCAAAUUCGACUAAUAUUAACUAUAUCAGAUUUUCGAAGCAAUGACGUUGGAACUUAUACAUGUAUUUCAACAAAUACUAUGGGUAAAGCCGAAGGAACUAUUAGACUCUAUGAAAUUAAAAUAACAACGACGACUACGACAACUACUACCACAACGACCACGACAACUACAACCACCACAACGACGACCCCACCGCCGACCACCACGGAGUAUACUCCCCCACCACGGUUCGUGGUGCCAUUGCAACCUGCAGAGCAGAAAUUUUAUACACCGGAUGUAACGACAUAUGACACAAUGCAAAACGUCAUAGAGCAGUCUGUACUCGAUAACCACUGGCUACCAACUGCUGAAUCUACAGCUUCCAACGGACACCAAGCAUGGCCGCUCUGUACUCUUAGCGCUAUUUCAGUGUUGCCAUUUAUAAUUAAAAGAAUAUUAUUCUCUAGUUUUAUCGAUUUACUCACAAUAAUUAAUCAAAAUAUAAAUAUUACCGAAUUGUUAGCACAGGGUAGGAGAUGAUAAGUUGUCUUUAACAAACUGUAGGUUUUGUGCAUUAUGACAAUUUGUUUCCAUCGAAUACUAUUAUUGCCGUCUAUUUAAGGUAUGUAAAUGAAAAAAUGUGUAUAAAGGUAAUUUAAAUAAAUCUAUUUGUACUUAGUCAUUAUAAUGCUGAUGUCUGUAGUCAACUAUUUUCGCCAAAAUGCAUUUUAGUUUUCACGUUCAACUUCAAAGUUGAACCGAGUCAUAAUUGUGAAAAUUUCACUGGGGAAUUGAGUUUAUUAUUUCCUCAACUUGCAAUUUUGCCAAUAGUUACUUAUUGGCAGGUAAUGUAACUAUUCAAAAUAACGAAUGUUGAAAUAUUGAUACCUUCAAUUUUGUUUAUUAACAUAUAACAGAAUUCAGCAUUAUAAGGACGUUAAAUGUAGUAAAGUAUGUAUCUAUUUUAAGUUUGAACAUUGUGAUAGUAUAACAACAUCGACGUUUCCAAAGGUAUCAAUACAAAAUAUAACCCUAUGAACACUAACAUGAAAUUAUAAGACUUCAUAUUUUAAGCAAAAUAUAUUAUUUACGAUAUAAAUAGUUCUUUGACAAAAAUAUUCCUUUAAGAUCUUUGGCAAUAAAUAUAAAUUGAAGAAAAAACUACUAAGUGAUAUUUGAAGAAGCUUAAAUAAACAAUAUGUAAAAACAUAAUAUAAAAUUAUUGUAAUAAUAAAAUAUAAGCAAAUCAGCAUAGUAGAAAAUACACUUAAAAAGUACUCAGGAUUACAUUCUAAAAUAUUUUGAUAUAAAAAAAAUAAUAUAAAUAAUAAUACACAAUAAUUAGAUUUGGACAGGAGUGGUUUUUGUUUAGUUACAUUCUAAAACUAUAAUAAUCUCUUUAAAGUUACAUUAAUUUUUAAUCUUAGUAUUUAGAUUAUAGUUAUGUAUUGUGUUUUGAACACAAGAACUGAUUAACCAAUGUUCGAUUUGUUUGAAUAAUGCUCCUCCUCCUAUUAAGACGUAUCAUAAAAUGUAAUGUUUUUUAUUACAUUUUGACUCUUAAAUUAGACAUAUAUAAAGCAGCAAUAAUCAAAUCGGAGUCCAUGGUAACAUUAGUCUCAUUCGGGAAACCUGACGUCUAACUAACUACACCAUUAUCAGCAGCCCGUUUAUGUUAGGGUGCAAAAUAUACUAAGAUUUUAUCCAAUCGUGAGGGAAGCUGGUUCAUUUGCCACGUUGGGUUUAAACAAUAAAAGCCACACGAUGUAUCUACAACCAUUGUAACUAUUUGUGGGGUG
Molecule: messenger RNA, 3152 nt
Organism: Achroia grisella
Lineage: Eukaryota; Metazoa; Arthropoda; Insecta; Lepidoptera; Pyralidae
Product: lachesin-like
Exons: 11
Coding region: 406-1893 (495 amino acids)
Cellular component (GO): neuron projection
Source: RefSeq, a predicted model, not a curated record